AAUCCCAAAAAAUGUGAACGCGAGGUUCUUACACUACUAUAAAUACUUGCAUCGCGGGCCUUCAAAACCCUAACGAAGCAAGAGAGAGCAGCCGGCAGAGGGUCACUGGUUUUGCAAUUAGGGCAUAAGCAGCCGAUCGCCUGCGGCAAUGACCUUCAAGCGCAGAAAUGGCGGCCGAAACAAGCACGGCCGCGGCCACGUCAACUUCAUCCGCUGCUCCAACUGCGGAAAAUGCUGUCCCAAGGAUAAGGCUAUUAAGAGGUUUCUGGUGAGGAAUAUCGUGGAACAAGCUGCCGUCAGGGAUGUACAGGAGGCCUGUGUUUAUGAAAAUUAUACUCUCCCAAAACUCUAUGCCAAGGUUCAGUACUGUGUUUCCUGCGCUAUUCACUCUCAUGUUGUAAGAGUUAGAUCUCGCACUGCCAGGAGGGUUCGUGAGCCUCCACAGCGGUUCAGGCGCAGGGAGGAUUUGGGAAGACCUGGUCAAGGAGGACCACCUCGCCCUGGUGGUGUUGCUGGCGCUGCACCUGUUCGCCCAUGAGCCAAGACAAGAGUGUCCUGGUUUCAAUAAUUUAUCUGGUUUUAUUUUACAAAGUACCUUUCAACUUUUGUGGACAUCUUUGCUAGCAACAUUUUUGUAUUCUCAACUGUUGAAUUUAUUAAGUAUUCUGUAGUGUUUCGUUUCUGUGAA
This is a messenger RNA of Dendrobium catenatum, 688 nucleotides long. RefSeq names its product 40S ribosomal protein S26-2. The transcript is spliced from 5 exons. Gene Ontology annotation, cellular component: ribosome; cytosolic small ribosomal subunit. Gene Ontology annotation, biological process: translation. Lineage: Eukaryota; Viridiplantae; Streptophyta; Magnoliopsida; Asparagales; Orchidaceae. The record is from RefSeq and is a predicted model, not a curated record. Bases 149 to 538 code for a protein of 129 amino acids. Gene Ontology annotation, molecular function: structural constituent of ribosome; mRNA binding.